This is a messenger RNA of Brettanomyces nanus, 834 nucleotides long. RefSeq lists its product as uncharacterized. The coding region runs from base 1 to 834 and encodes 277 amino acids. The transcript is spliced from 2 exons. The record is from RefSeq and is a predicted model, not a curated record. NCBI's taxonomy places the organism in Eukaryota, Fungi, Ascomycota, Pichiomycetes, Pichiales, Pichiaceae.
AUGAAGCCCACCGAGCGAAUGCAGAACUUCAGUCAAGACGAGAAAAUUAAUACCACCUUCGGUCAAGUUGGCCAAGGAAUGCAAGAACUGCAACAGAUAAUGCAGGACAUAGCACAGAUGAUCAAACAGAAGUUCGAGAACGAAAGGUCAACCGCAAACCCGCAAACUCAAACGGAAUCUCAAAUCGAGAUGACAGAGGUAGAAACUCUUGAGAAAAUCCGGCACUAUUUACCGCAGGUGAAGCUAGACCCUGAAAAUCCUCAGCAAGCAUCUGAAGGUAAAGACUACAAGUUAGCCACAUAUCGCCCUUUGCAAGGAAUGAAGUUCAUUAAAUUAGGUAAGGUUGUACAAGAAAUUUACGACAAGGUCUUGAGGAUACAAUACCAACUCUCAGAGGAAUGUAUCAAAUACUCGGAUUGGGGACAAGUUAUGAAGUCCCACUAUAUUGAUGUUGUCGGAAUAACCCCAGCAGCAAGAUGCCAAACUUGGCAACAAAUCAUGGUAGUCUUAUUUGAAAGAGCCGGUUUUUCGAAAUUUGCCACAAAGAUGACUAAGAGGUUGUCAGACCCACGGAAUUUUGUUACGCCAGGAGAAGUUACGACAGUUUACGAUAUGCUACUAGAUUGGUUGCAGGCCGUGGAAGAUACAAAGAUGCAUUUUCCGGCUGAACACAUCCGCAAUCAAAUUCAGGAUGUUUUCAGCAAAUUUAACGUUUUCAACAACGGUAAGCAAGAGAAGGCACAGCGGAAAUGCCAUACCACAAGGCAAUUCAAAGCUUUUAUUCACAGCGAAAUAUCCAAAUAUACUGUUGUCAAGACAAUCGAGCCAACAUGA